AUGAAUACUACAUUAAGUGAUAGUCUGCCUUCUUUACCCAAUGAUUUUCAAGGAACUGAAAAUGGAGAGGGACAGUUAAGUGAUUAGUAAAAAGUGAAAUUGGGGAACUUGGGCAUGAUGACUCCUAUGAGUAACACUUUGACGUAUGAUUUUGAACAAAUAACUUUGGACACUUCACCAAAGGAGAGUGUUGUGAAUCAUAAAAAUUAUGAAAAUAUUGACACCAUAAAUGAAUAAGAAGAAAAUAAAUGCAAAUUAUAAAAAUAUCAAAGCUUCAAGGUGGCUAAAGAUUAGAUUAGGAAAUCGCCAAAGCACAAGACUUAUCAACCACAAUAGACAGUGCCAUAAUUGGAAUUAGGAGAAUAAAACUUAGAGACUCAUACAGAUCAGCAAUCGCCAGACACAUCUUCAAUGAAUGCCCAGACAUUGAAAUUUAUCAAGGAACUCUGGAAUUCAGAGAAGAGUGAAACUGAAUACUUCAAAGAGAUUGUGGAUCAAAAAAUACCAAUUGUUGAUUACAAAAUACCUACUCUAAACAUUUAUACUCCUUUGAUGGAUUGUAAUAGUCCUAUGUAUGAACCUGAUAUUGAAAUGGAUUUGUAUAUAACAAGUCUGGUGGAUUCAUUGUGGGGCAACCAGAUAGUCAGUAGGAAAUUGCAGAAGAUGCUGGAGACAGGAUCAAAUGAUUAAAAGGAAUUGAUAGUGUAGAAAUUGGAACGAGUUAGUCCUCAAGUGGAGAAAGACAUAUUCGGCAAUUAUGUUGUAUAAAAGAUCUUUGAAUGCACCAAUAAUAAAUUGCAAUAGAGAAUGUUCACUAAACUGAAACCUCAUUUCUAUGAUUUAUCUAAAAAUGCUUUCGGAUGCAGAGUCAUGUAGAAAUUGAUUGAGUACACCUAUAAUCGAAAUGAUCUCCAAAUCUUAGUCUUAUAACAAUUGCAAUCAAAUAUGCGAUCUUUGGUAUAUGAUUUGAAUGGAAAUUAUGUCAUUUUUAAAAUGCUUGAAACCUUUGAUAAAUUUAAAAUGGAAUUUAUGAUCCCUAUAGUUGAAGAAUCAUUCAAUUAUAUGGGACAACAAAUUUAUGGCUGCAAAAUCAUUCAUAAAAUUAUUUAGCAAUAUUCUCAACAAUAGAUUACCAAAAUUAUUAGAUUAUCAGUCCAAAAUUACAAUAUUUUAAGUUAAACUGAAUAUGGCAAUUAUGUACUACAACAUAUUCUCUAAUAUUGGAUUCCAAGUCAAGAGAAGUUCCAUUUAGUUCAAUUAGUUUUACAACAGUUUUUUCAACUCAGCAUUAAUAAAUAUGCAAGUAACACUGUUGAACGAGCAUUGGAAGCCAUAGGCAAACAAGAAUUAGUUUCUAUUAUGAAAUGGCUACUUUGCAGAAGUCCUAAUCAAUACACAAGCAAUUUCGUUGUUUUAUCCAAUCAUCAAUAUGCAAAUUAUGUAAUAAAGAAAUUCUUAGUGCUAAGCGAUCACAAUGUAUUAAAAUAUAUUUCAGAUCAUUUGUAUUAGAAUCAAUCUGAAUUCACAGCAAUCAAAUCAACUGUUCAUGGUCAAAGAAUAAAUAGCUUCUUAGAUAAGCAGAUUUAAAAUUGGCCUUGA
Molecule: messenger RNA, 1599 nt
Organism: Paramecium tetraurelia
Lineage: Eukaryota; Ciliophora; Oligohymenophorea; Peniculida; Parameciidae
Exons: 9
Biological process (GO): post-transcriptional regulation of gene expression
Cellular component (GO): cytoplasm
Molecular function (GO): mRNA binding
Source: RefSeq, a predicted model, not a curated record